AUGCUUGGCCAGCUUGACCCUUGGUGUCUCCUGGCACUAUUCAAGUCGUACCCGUUUCGCGGACUAUAUGUAUCCUAUUUCUGCUUUUGCCUCGUUGGUUUUGCCAUUUUCAUAUGCUUGCUGCAGGAUUUUGCCAUUACUGUCUCGACAUCCGACGUUUAUGUACAAACACAACCUUUGACAAACCCUAGGACACUAGCUAUGUUGUCAUUGUGUUAG
Penicillium crustosum is the source of this 219-nucleotide messenger RNA. RefSeq lists its product as uncharacterized. The record is from RefSeq and is a predicted model, not a curated record. The coding region runs from base 1 to 219 and encodes 72 amino acids. Lineage: Eukaryota; Fungi; Ascomycota; Eurotiomycetes; Eurotiales; Aspergillaceae. The transcript has 2 exons.